Molecule: messenger RNA, 1908 nt
Organism: Sordaria macrospora k-hell
Lineage: Eukaryota; Fungi; Ascomycota; Sordariomycetes; Sordariales; Sordariaceae
Source: RefSeq, a predicted model, not a curated record
AUGAAUUACCUACAACUAACCCAGACUCUAACUGAGUCCUUCAUUGCCCUGGCAGAUGAAGUCCAAUCACUGAUCGACCGCAAGACCAUCCUUGAGCACAAGCUUCGCUUUGCGCACGAGCAGUACCAGUGUCUAGCCGAUAAAUAUGCGCCUGCCGUCCCCGAGGUAGCCGAAACGCUCGCAAAGCUCCAGCUUCCCCCGGACGUGCACUAUUAUUCUGUCCCGACCAACUCAUCCGUCGUGCCUUUGCCUCAGCGCAUCCAGCCUGGGAACUCUCAGCACGAGAUCGCCUUGCAAAUCAGAGAGGGGAGAAAGGCGGCUCAGCUCAUUGCCGCUGCCAUGGGAAGGGCCAGCAAACACAGUGACUCUAGCAAGGAGGAGGCUUCCACCUCUCCCGUUACCGCCGCCGACACCAUGACUACCAUGUCGACCGUGCUCGAAAAGGACUUUACUGUUGAGGGGAAGAAGAAGGGCCUCCUUGCGUGUCCUUUUUCUGUUGCUGCUGCUGCUGCUGCCGCUGCCACGCCUCCCGCUGUCCAAGACCAAGCAUCGCCCAACCUUGGUAUUGGCAGUGGUGUGACUGGCGAUGGCGCCCAAGACCAAGAUGCUGCUGCUGUUGCUGCUGCUGCUUUAAAUGAAGGCGCCGGGGCCGCUGCCAUGGACCCCACUCCACACAAAUCCUCUGACCCCAUCUGCGCUGCCAUGUACGAGGACUCGACGUCGAUGCCCGCCCACACUGCUGCCUCCAAGUGUCCAAUCCGAUUUCUUGACCAGCACUCGCCUGAAGAGAUUGCUCGCUACGUGGAGACGCACAAGCACGAGAUUCCGCGCAGCCAUGAGGUUUGCGUCAGGCGCUAUCAGAAAAAUGAAGAGCAAGUAAGGAAGCUCGAUGCCAAGUACGGGAAUCUGGUCAACAUGAUCGAGGACCUGAGCCAUCUGCACAAGCCCAUGCUGCCUUCACCACUACUAGCGACGGGAGGAGAUCAAUAUCAAGACCCCGAGCAAGUCGAUAGAAGCUCCAAUGAUCGAGUAGCGAACUGGGCCAAGUCUGUUUCCGCCAGUGACCCGCAAGCGCCACCGGAAACUCAGGACGACGACCAGAAUCUGCCGCCCGUAGAAGAUGAGGAAGAACGUGAAGGUCGGUUUGAUCGUCCUUUGAGAGAGGUGCGUUUGGGAGAGUCGCCCAGUCGGCCAUGGGGCAUUCCCGUACCAGCCAUGGAGGACCAACCCCGGAGGCAAAGGAGUCGGAGCCCAAGUCCGGUUCGGCCUGUGGUUUCUUCGAGUCCGCCGGCUCAAGAUGAGAUUCCUUCUCACAAGAAGGGUCCAGGGCUGGGAAGUGUCCCUUCGAUCAUACCAAGAUGGCUGCAUUCGCUUCAUCUAACACAAAGGUUGAACCACCCAAGCAGGAAGAGGUGUCGAGAGAUAUGGAGGAAAAGAAGGGUCCCGGGGCUGGGAAAUGUCCCUUUGAUCCCACCAAGAUGGCUGCAUUUGCUUCAUCCAGCACAAAGAUUGAGCACCACUCGCCCAAGCAGGAAGCAGCACCAGGAGAGACUAUACACAACGAGACGGCGUAUCACAAGGUCGAACCUACCAAGCCGGUCGAGGAGCAUCAUCAUCAUAUACCACAACCUAUGCCCACACCACAACCAACAUUCAUCAACAUGGCAGAUUUCCCGAUUCCGAAGGCUGAGACAGCAACAGGUCAGGAACAACAGGCCCCCAUGGUUUUCAACUUCAAUGGUCCGGUCUUCAUCGGAUAUCCUAUGGAACAAGCUAUUCAGUUUAUGCAGCAAUUUCAACAGGGCGGCGGCAGCAAGUAAACAGAGCAGGGCAGGAACGUCGGGUCCGGAGGGGGAGAGAGCAUCCAGUCUCUUUUCUUGUAUUUGUUCGUUGUGUCAUGUCAUAUAA